Messenger RNA from Mytilus californianus (California mussel), 1718 nucleotides. RefSeq names its product zinc finger protein 227-like. Gene Ontology annotation, molecular function: RNA polymerase II cis-regulatory region sequence-specific DNA binding; DNA-binding transcription activator activity, RNA polymerase II-specific. Gene Ontology annotation, biological process: regulation of transcription by RNA polymerase II. The coding region runs from base 1 to 1140 and encodes 379 amino acids. The transcript has a single exon. The record is from RefSeq and is a predicted model, not a curated record. Gene Ontology annotation, cellular component: nucleus. Lineage: Eukaryota; Metazoa; Mollusca; Bivalvia; Mytilida; Mytilidae.
AUGACAACACACACUGUCGAUAAACCUUAUAAAUGUGAGGAUUGUGGUAGAGGAUUUAGUCAAAGUCAAAAUUUAAAGAGACACAUAAGAACACACGCUGGUGAUAAACCACAUAAAUACAUUAGAAAACACACUGCUCAUAAAGUUCAUGAAUGUGGUGUAUGUGGUAAAGCGUUUAGUAAGAUUCACAACUUACAGUCACACAUGAGAAUACACACUGGUGAAAAACCUUAUAAAUGCGAUGUAUGUGGUAAAGGAUUUAGUCAGCAUGGUUCCUUAUAUACACACAUGACAACACACACUGUCGAUAAACCUUAUAAAUGUGAGGAUUGUGGUAGAGGAUUUAGUCAAAGUCAAAAUUUACAGAGACACAUAAGAACACACGCUGGUGAUAAACCACAUAAAUACAUUAGAAAACACACUGCUGAUAAAGUUCAUGAAUGUGGUGUAUGUGGUAAAGCGUUUAGUAAGAUUCAAAACUUACAGUCACACAUGAGAAUACACACUGGUGAAAAACCUUAUAAAUGCGAUGUAUGUGGUAAAAGAUUUAGUCAGCAUGGUUCCUUAUAUACACACAUGAAAACACACAUUGUCGAUAAACCUUAUAAAUGUGAGGAUUGUGGUAGAGGAUUUAGCCAGAAUCAAAGUUUACAGAAACACAUGAGAACACAUGCUCGUGAUAAACGUCAUACAUGUGCUGUAUGUGGAAAAGGGAUAAGUAAGCUUCGAAACUUACAGUCACACAUGAGAACACACACUGGUGAAAAACCUUUCAAAUGUGAUGUAUGUGGUAAACAGUUUAGUCAGCAUGGUAACUUAUAUACACACAUGACAACACACACUGUCGAUAAACCUUAUAAAUGUGAGGAUUGUGGUAGAGGAUUUAGUCAAAGUCAAAAUUUACAGAGACACAUAAGAACACACGCUGGUGAUAAACCACAUAAAUACAUGAGAAAACACACUGCUCAUAAAGUUCAUGAAUGUGGUGUAUGUGGUAAAGCGUUUAGUAAGAUUCAAAACUUACAGUCACACAUGAGAAUACACACUGGUGAAAAACCUUAUAAAUGCGAUGUAUGUAGUAAAAGAUUUAGUCAGCAUGGUUCCUUAUAUACACACAUGAAAACACACAUUGUCGAUUAACCUUAUAAAUGUGAGGAUUGUGGUAGAGGAUUUAGCCAGAGUCAAAGUUUACAGACACACAUGAGAACACAUGCUCGUGAUAAACGUCCUACAUGUGCUGUAUGUGGAAAAGGGAUAAGUAAAAUUCGCAACUUACAGUCACACAUGAGAACACACACUGGUGAAAAACCUUUCAAAUGUGAUGUAUGUGGUAAACGGUUUAGUCAGCAUAGUAACUUAUAUACACACAUGAAAACACAUCAGAGCACAUACUCUUGAUAAAUCUUGUAAAAUGGAUAUGUGUGGUGAAGAGUACAGUCAGAGUAAAGGUGAAUUAACACACAUGUGAGCAUGUGAUAAACCUGACAAAAUCUAAGGACAGUAAACAUGGUAAAGAGUUAAUGGAGGAAAUAAUUACUGAGAAUAACACGAGAGGACACACACGGUAGGGUUUUAGUCAGGUACACAACUUGCAGCCAUGUGCAUGCUUGAUAUAACAUAAACAUAAUAAUUGACUGUAAAUGUGGAAACAAGAUUUAAUUUUUCAAAUGUAUAUAUUAAACACAUGUUUAAUGAAUGUUUGAGACUUGAAAAGAAGU